UUUAAGUAGAAAUUAAACUAGAAACAGAAGUGAAAUCCAAGGCAAGAUCAAACAGCAAUCUUUCUGUGAAUUAAAGUUUAACAAGGAAGCAACUCCAAGUGCAGAUUCACAAAGUGUAACAAUUACAACGCUAACAUCAGGGCUCAAGUCCAGAGACAUGGCGUCCAGUUCUGACUCUCCAUCUCCUGCUAACCCUCUGGAGAAGCAGCUCAUCUGCUCCAUCUGCCUUGAGAUAUUUAAAGACCUGGUCACCACUAGUUGUGGUCACUCCUUUUGUGAAGAAUGUCUGGACAGGAGCUUAAGACUAGACAAUUCCUUGUGUCCUUUAUGCAAAAACUACAUAUUAAGAACACCCCAAGUCAAUAUAAUACUGCGAAGUGUAGUGGAGCAGAUGAAGAAUGAGAAAGAGGAGGAGGAAAGGAGGAGAUUCAGGGGGAGACCAGGACAAGUUCCCUGUGACAUGUGCACCAAGAUGGCCGCCACAAAGUCCUGCCUGAUUUGCCUCAGCUCGUACUGUGACGAUCACCUCCAAAUACACUCGGCUAACCAAAGGUUGAAGGGACACAAACUGGUGGAUCCGGUGGAGGACUUGGACCAAAGGGCCUGUCUGACUCAUGGGCGCCCCCUAGAGCUGUACAGCAGAAAACAGGAGAAGUGCAUCUGUGUGCUGUGUAUGGAGAAGGGAGAGGAGGGGGUGGUGUCCUCAGAAGAGGAGUGGGCCAACAAGAAGGUAAACACUGUCAAAUCUGACCUGAAAGAGAGCAUUGUGAAGAGGAAGACCAAGAUGGAUCAGAUCAAUGCUUCUCUGAAAAGCUGUAAGGAUCAGCUGGACAGUGAGUGGUGGGCGAUAGAUGACGUCUUCUCUGAGGUGAUCUCCACAGUAGAAGCAGCUCAUGCCAAAGCUCUCAAACCAUUGGAGGAGAGGAGGCAGCGUCUGAAACAGGAGGCAUCUGAUCUGUGUGAAACACUGCGGUCUGAAGUGAGCACCCUGGAAAAGACCAUCUCCGAACUCGAACACAUUUCAUCAUUUGAGGACCAUGUGCUCUUCCUGCAGAAAUAUCCGUCUGUGAAAGAGCCUGGAGUUAAAGACUGGACGUCUGUAGAGCUGGACACUUCUGUGAGUUUUGGCUCUUUGAGAAAAAUAACAACUGAAGCAAUGGAGCAGAUUCAAGGGCAUCUGGACAAGCUCACGGCUCUGGGUAAGAAAAACUUUCCAAAAUUUGCAGUGGAUGUGACCCUCGACCCGAACUCAAGCCACAAGCGCCUGGUUCUGUCCGAAGACCAAAAAGAAGUGUUUGACGGAGAAAGUGAGGCUGAAGUCAUCGACGAUUUGGAGAGAUUUGAUGUUUUUGGCAGCAUCCUGGGGCGUGAGGGGCAGGACAGCGGCUCGAGGGCCUACUGGGAGGUGCAGGUGGAGGGCAAGAGCGGCUGGGACCUGGGCGUAACAUCAGCUAAAGCUAAGCGCAAAGGGAAACUAACACUGAGUCCAGAAAACGGCUACUGGGCUAUAGUUCACUAUGAGGGAGAUAAGUAUGCAGCCCUGACAGCGCCCCCUGUCUGUGUGCAGCUGAAGGACAAGCCGCAGAAGGUGGGGGUGUUUUUAGACUACGACGAAGGCCUGCUGUCUUUUUACAACGUGACAGAUGAAGCCCAUAUCUACUCUUUUAGCAAAGCUGAUUUUAAAGGGGAGGUAUUACCUUACUUUAGUCCACAUGUUAAAAAUGAGACGAACACAGGGGCCUUGGUUAUUUCUACUGUUAAAUCCAGUUAAAGAUAUAUCAUGGAUUUUUCUGUUCUCGUUUGGGUUAAUAAAUAUUUUGAACACGGUUUAAAUUGCACGUUUUGAUAAAAUAAUAAAUUUCACAUAAAGACAAGCAAGAUAUAAAUAUAAAAUCUGAACUGUAAUGAUAAGUUUUUGUGAAAUGAGUCUAACCUGUCAUAUGUGAUUUACUUUCAGUUCACAUCUGGUUUAGACUCACCUCCUUUAAACAGAUUUAGCUCCAAGUUCUUCCUAAUAUAGUUUGUGGAAAUAGGAAAGGAAAGGAAAUACUUCAAAGUGCACAGUGUACCUUUAAUCAAAUCAGAUCAAUAAAUAAAGUUUGGCAAUUUUUUAAGUUUAACAUUUCCUGGUUGGAAUUUCAUAACCGUUACCUAGCAACCAUUUUGUACACUGGGAAAUUUUCUAAUGUACACAAAAUUAUUAUUUGCCAAUUUUUUGUUAUUUUAUUGAUAUUUCAUUAUAAUAAAGUUUAAAGGAUCAGAAAAA
Molecule: messenger RNA, 2266 nt
Organism: Boleophthalmus pectinirostris (great blue-spotted mudskipper)
Lineage: Eukaryota; Metazoa; Chordata; Actinopteri; Gobiiformes; Gobiidae
Product: E3 ubiquitin-protein ligase TRIM21-like
Exons: 9
Coding region: 158-1771 (537 amino acids)
Molecular function (GO): protein binding
Source: RefSeq, a predicted model, not a curated record